CAAUUACUGUCCUACUCCCAUCACCAAGAAUUUCCUAAAUUUCCGCACUUAUCACCACAGCUACUACGCUACAAUGUGGGAGCUCAAUCCAAGUCGUCUCUUCAAGCGACUUCGAUACCAACAAAUUGCCUCCAUCCGCGAUGAUGCCUUGAAUGGAGUGGCUCAUAGCCAAAAAGUAUCUCAGCGCAAAAGCACAUUGUACAUCCUAUCUCACAUCGCCAUUUCGUGUUUAUGCCUCCUUGUCUCCAUUUCGUUCUUCUUCUCCAAGUACUACCACGAAGUCUCGGAUGAGAAAUGCGUGCGCCGGUUUUCAGCUCCCAGUCCAGCCAUGGAGGCGGUAGAGCUGGAAUGGCUGACAUUCAAUGAUAACUUCCAGCCGGAUGAGUACAGCGGUUAUCCCUCGGCUACGUCGGAGAAAGCAUGGGGCGCGUUAUGGGACUUCGGCGCCUUCACGGUCCCCCUCGAAUCGCUCGCCGGAUUAAACAAAUCCUCCAUGACAGGAGAUUUCCGACUCGUCGGCUCCAGACCAGAUGCCGGAGUGGGAGGUUUGUUAGAAGGAGCGCAUCAGAUCCAUUGCUUGAAUCUGGUUAGACAGUUCAUCUAUCGAGAUCAUUGGGACUAUAGCAAACUGCCCUCGUUUAGCGGGGGAGAAAAGACCCGCCGACACCAUGUAGAUCAUUGUAUUGAGACACUGAGAUUGGUCUUUUCGUGUCAGAGUGAUGUGACUCCUUAUUAUUUGGUAACUGGUCACGGGGGCAAGACGGAGAGCAGAGGACUGCCGCAUAAGUGUCGGAAGUAUUCGAAGUUGGUGGACUGGGUGAAUUCGCAUUCGGUGUUUGAUACGGUGGAAUAG
Molecule: messenger RNA, 853 nt
Organism: Aspergillus ibericus CBS 121593
Lineage: Eukaryota; Fungi; Ascomycota; Eurotiomycetes; Eurotiales; Aspergillaceae
Product: oxidase ustYa family protein
Exons: 4
Coding region: 74-853 (259 amino acids)
Biological process (GO): mycotoxin biosynthetic process
Source: RefSeq, a predicted model, not a curated record